Biomphalaria glabrata is the source of this 5226-nucleotide messenger RNA. Its product is annotated as STAM-binding protein-like. Gene Ontology annotation, molecular function: metal-dependent deubiquitinase activity; K63-linked deubiquitinase activity; protein binding. Bases 164 to 1603 code for a protein of 479 amino acids. The transcript is spliced from 11 exons. Lineage: Eukaryota; Metazoa; Mollusca; Gastropoda; Planorbidae. Gene Ontology annotation, cellular component: membrane; endosome. Gene Ontology annotation, biological process: protein K63-linked deubiquitination. The record is from RefSeq and is a predicted model, not a curated record.
UGCAAAAUAUAACGAUAAUAAGAUCCCAAAACAAAACAGAUAAAUAAAAAUAGAUUAGUCUUAAUACAGCUAACUUAGUCAAGACCAGAUCUAGUCUAGACUCUAGAUCGAUAGAAUAUAUAGAUUUAUAGAAAACAAAAAGAACUUUGUUCAUUCACUGACUAUGUCUUCAUCAAAAUUACGUCACCAAACAUCCAUCAGCAGUUCUAGUGUUGAUCCUAACGAAAGAAUCAAACUUCUUAUUGAAUUUGGGUCCAAGGUUGAAGUGGAUAACACAUUGGCAGUAAAACUUUAUCUUAGAUCUGGACGAGAGAUGCUGCGCAUGGCCAACAUGUUCUGUGAUGACGGACAAUUAGAAAGUGCAUUUAUUUUGUAUUACAAAUUUAUAAUAUUGUUUGUAGAGAAAUUACCAUUACAUCAAGACUAUAAACAUGCACCACCAGAAGACAUAGCUGAGUUUAAGAGAAAAGUCAAAAAGGUUUUCCCCAUAGCAGAGAUUAUAAAAGCAAAGCUUAAAGAUCGUUAUGCUGAAGAGGAAAAAGUAUAUUUGGCUGAUCAGAAAAGAUUAAAAGAAGAGAGAGAAAAGGCAGAUGCCAUAAGAAAAAAAGCAUUAGAAGAGCAAGAAAAGCAAGAUGCUGCUCUAGCUAAAAAAUUGCAGGAAGAAGAGGAAGCUGAAGUUCGAACUGAACAGGAAGAAAAAUAUUUGAAGUUGAGAAUACAGGAAGAAGAAAAACUUAAAGAGAAAGAAAGAAGAAAGCAAGAAGAACUAGGAGAUGGAAUAGCAGGAGCUGGAUCAGGAAUGUCAGUUCAGGUAGUAGCUGCUCACGCUGUUGCAGAUACCCAUGAAUCAGUGGGCCGUGUUGUUCCAAAUGAUAAGGAUGAUGCAACCUUGCCUCCCCCUCCAUCAUAUUCAGAAUAUCUGAGUGACAUUAGUACUGACCGACCACAGAUACCAGAUAGAGAGUUAAAAAAGAAACUGGUGCUCAAUGAUAACAAUGUGCCAAUUGUUGAUCGCAGUUGCAAGCCGAAUACAGAUCACCAUUUAAGUUUAGGAGAAUUUGGUGGCUUGGGUUUUGGACAGCUCAGGACCAUAGUUGUUCCUUCCAUACUAAUGUCCAAAUUUUUAACAGCAGCUGAGAUUAAUACAGUAUCGGAAGCGGAAACUAUGGGCAUUCUGUGUGGGAAAAUGGCUCAGGGUAAAUUCCAUGUCACCACUUUGUUUAUUCCAAAACAAAAAGGAGGUCAUGACAGUUGUGAUAUGGAGAAUGAAGAGGAACUUAUUUUUUACCAAGAUGAAAAGAAUUUGAUCACCUUAGGUUGGAUUCAUACACACCCAACACAGACUGCUUUCCUAUCCAGUGUUGAUCUUCAUUCUCACUUUCCAUGGCAGAAAAUGAUGCCUGAAGCCAUUGCUAUUGUUUGUUCACCUAAAUUUCAAGAAAAUGGCAUAUUUAAAUUAACAGAUCAUGGUUUAAAUGUUAUUGGUUCAUGUAAAGAGAAAGGUUUCCACCCACACAGUAAAGAUCCACCAUUAUUUGAGAUUUGCAAUCAUGUGGAAAUAUCUUUGAGCGACAGUGUUAUAGUUGAAGACAGAAGAAAGUAACAACUACAGAAACUUGUUUGCACAGUUCAUUGGUAAUAAUACAAGAUGAUCUUGUUGCUUGAAACCAUCAUCUGAUCAACGGAUCCCAUACAAUCUCCUCAAGCAGUUUGGUUGUUUUUAUUAUGAUUAAAUCAUGCUGUUCCUUUUUUAACAUAUUGGAAGCUAAAUGGAUUUCAUUGUGCAUUUCACAAAUGACUAAAUAUUGACAAAAGAUUUGGUGAUAUUCAAGUAAAAUUAUCUUUUUAUAAAUACUGCUUCACCAAAGUGGUCAUGGUGACCUUUGUUUUAUUGAAUUGACUAUGUCAAGUCUCUUCAGUAUUAUAUUAUGUAUUUAUUGAUUUACUUGGUACUAUUAGUUAGCUUAUUCCUUGGUGAUAUGAACUGAAAGUUAGUAACCAAUACUUCAUUUGGUGAAAUGUCAACAUGUUUUUUUUGUUAAUUUAUUGGUAUAAUUAAAACAAAGAAUGUUGUUCAUAUUUACAAUCUUUGUUUAUUAAUACUAAUUAAAACAUUGACAUUACUUGGUUGUUACUUAUCAACAUUUUUAUUAUAAUAAUUAUAAUAGAAUAACAUUUUAUAUGAUUCAUUGUGUUAAUUUUUUUACUUGUAAUUGACUAUUUGACUUGGCAACACCAUGUAAUACCUUUUUCAGAUACACAUUAAACACCAAAUUAGACAUUAAAAAGUUAAAUACACUAGAUAUAUUUGAUGAAGACAUGUUAAUAAUGUCAGUUUUCCACUUACAACUGUUUAUGUGGUUGAUAAAGGUGAACUUUGUGCCAAUGAUUGUAUCAAAAAUAAGGCAUGCAUAAAGCUGAUUAGUUUUAUUUUUCUUGAAUAUUUGCAUUUGAAAGUUUUUUUGUUUUUUUUCAAAUCUAUUUUUUUUUUUUAAUUAUUAUGUACUUUAAAAAGUUCAAUGGUUAUUGUGAAAAUACUUAGACGAAUCUGGCUAAGAGGUAGAGGUUCUAUUAUAUGCUAUACUUUAUUUUAGAACAAAAUUGUGGGCUUUCUAAAACAAUUGUGCAUUUCAAGAUGUGACCAUAUACAUUCUGCUGUUAAAUGAUAGAUUCUCGAAAUUGUAAAUAAACAUAUCUAUUAAUGUAUAGUUUUUACAAAUAUAAGUCAAGAUUUUUUUUUCUGUGUUGUAUUAUCUUCAUCCACUUAUGUAUAAAUUUAGUUUAUUUCAACUGUUAACCUCUAUGGCAACCUCUUGCUAUUAGCUUUUCUGUUGUGAGCUUUUUGUUGUGAGCUUUUGCUGCCUCUGUACAAUGAAUCCUUCUAAUCAGAAUCAAUCUUUGUUAAAAAGUAUGAUAUCAAAAAAGAAAAUGUAUUUGUGGGGACACUGGAUAGGUAUGCUGGGAUCAAGUAUGACUUGCUUGUACUUAGAUCCUUCCGUGCUGCUGUUUGUUGCAUUGGGUGGCAAGCUGUCUCCAUAAAAAUCUGUCACUGGCAAUGUUUGAAGCCUCUUCUCCUGAAGAACUCCAUGAAAGUGUUUCGCCAAGUUAUAUGAGAAUGUCCCUACUUGCGCUUUCCUUAUAUUGGCCUUCAUGUCUUUGCAGUUCUGUGUAUGUGUAAUUCAUUCUGUCGGAGGACAUGUCCUGCAAACUUAUGUGACACUCAGUCACUACCUCAUUAAGUGGUUGAGUCUCAGGUCGGUAUAGAAUUUCUUAGUUUGUUCUUUGUAUUGCUUUAGUUUAAAUUACAUAGAACUACUAAGGGUUGUCUGUGAAAGAAUUAGGUAAUUAAAAUUGUUUCAGUAUAACUUACAGUUUAAAAAAACUUUCAUUUCAACUUGUUCACUAGAAAGUUUGAGAAACAAUUAAAUACUAAUGAAUAAUCUAUCUUUGAGUCAGAUGAACCUUUGUCAUUUUAAGUCAAUCUUUAACUAGAAUACAAUUAGCUUCACAAAACAUUGUUCAAAUGUACAUUUCAGAAAAUAAGAAAAAGACAAUAAAAUCUUCAAUGAAAUGUGUUUUUGUUUUAUUUAAUUAUCUGCAACAUGAUGAGAAAUCAACAGGAAACUGAGUGGACAUUACAACAAAAGUUAAAUAUUCACAGGAAACUGAGUGGACAUUACAACGAAAGUUAAAACAUUCACAGGAAAAUGCAGGUAGCAUGUUCUCUGAUUUCCUUGUGUAAAUAAAAAUGCCAUAGUAAAAACUCAGUUAUGUUCAUGGGGAAAAAAGUGCUUCUCGAUGGGGAAAAAAAAAAGUGUCAAAUAAAUUCAAAUUUGCAACACAGUAGAAUUACAGUGUACUCAAUAAAAAAAACCCUAUUGACUGCUAGUUUGCUAUCACACACUAUUCAACUUCUUUCUGAAGUGAAGAAACAUUUUCAUUUGGUCUCAUUUGUCAUGACAACAAAGAUUCUGAUACAAAUGUUAACAGUAAGAAGAAUUGCCAGCUUCAAUUUAUUAUAAGUUUGUACAAACAAAAUGACUAAUAAAAAAACAACUAUUCAACUUGCAGAUUUCUAACACCUGAAUGUAAGUUAAACAUUUUAAAAAAAUAUGACCACAAGUAGUAUCAAUAAGACCUCCCUUAUUGUAAUAAUAAUGAAAAAUAUCACAACAAAUCCUACAACAUUAAAAAAAAAAAUUGGUUUUGAAGUUGGCAGCUAUAAGUGUAUUUUGACUUUGACUAAGUUUGAGUACAAUACAGAUCUUAACAUCACUUAAAUAAAAGCAUAAUAAAAUACACAUAAGAACAAUACAGUCAUAAGCUAAUACUCUAGCAUCAACAACCAAUAGCAUGUUGUUUUUACUUUAAUUGCAGAAAGCAUGUCCAAAAUAAAAUGUCAUUGCCACAAAAGUAACUACUAAAUCUAUAAUGCAGGACAGUAAUACCUGACACCUGUACCUGUUGGACAAAUAUGAAGCAUGUACCCAACAACUGUGACAUUACUACCUUUACUACAACACUAUAGAGAGCCAUACUUCAGGAGUAAUCUUUAAAAAAAUGCAUUCAUCCCCAUAACUCAAGAUAAUGUACAGCUUAAGUAAUAAGAUUAAAGUGAGAAUCACAAGUACAUCCUGACAGUUUGAACUUCAUAUGUUAGUCUUCCAAAGAAAUGUGUCUAAAAAGCAACUGAAAUUCAACACAUUUUCAUCAUAACAGACAACUUGAACUACUUUUUAAAGAAAAGAAUUUGUAAUAUAUUUAUCAUUGGUUACAGGGUAUAGUAAUUGGAAUCAUUGUCUCAGAUGAGCACAGUGUUGAAGCAAAAUGUUAUAAAAUAGUUCUAAUGCAGUGCUAGUGGGUGUAAUACACUCAUUGACCAACAGAGGAAUGCCAACCACCUUUCAAACAAAGAGUCAGCACUUCAUACUGGAUAUGUGUAACUAGCCUAUGUAGCAUAGAGUUGUUAGCUUGGUUGUAGCUUUCAUUGGUUAUUACAAGAAUAAAAAAUGUUUUUUACACAUGCUAAAUGUGACAUUCUGCUGUUACUAAGGUAAUUUUAUAGGAAUGUUAAAUAAAUGUUUCUAUUACAGAAUACAAUCUUCCAUUACACAAGAGUAAAUCCAUAAGAGUAAUAUACAAACAAAAAUAGUCAAAUAUUACAAUUCUUUAAAUGCACAAUGUUUUUCAAAAGGAUUACAUUCAUGCUGGGUUAGUACUUUUUUU